Molecule: messenger RNA, 2265 nt
Organism: Pseudocercospora fijiensis CIRAD86
Lineage: Eukaryota; Fungi; Ascomycota; Dothideomycetes; Mycosphaerellales; Mycosphaerellaceae
Exons: 1
Coding region: 1-1506 (501 amino acids)
Biological process (GO): mRNA splicing, via spliceosome
Cellular component (GO): catalytic step 2 spliceosome
Molecular function (GO): protein binding; mRNA binding
Source: RefSeq, a predicted model, not a curated record
AUGUCGCUCGUACCAGCGCGCAACGGCGCCAAUGGACCGCCAACUCGAGCGAAUCAACUUGUCAGCGAUAAGCCUUUUCAGACUUCGACGAAAGGAAAAGUGCCAACAGGUUAUGCGCAAGAGAUCGCCAUAUCAGAACAGAGCUUCCGCGAUCUGCACCGCGAGGUCGAAAAAUCAGGUGCUGCGGGCAAGAAGCGCAAGCGGGAGACGAAAGGCGACAGCAGCGUGGUGUACGGCGCUGGGGCUUACAAGGGUCCUUGGGCGAAGUACGAAGAACAGCGCAUAGACAGCGACAGCGGCGAAGAGAUUGAAGUCGAAGUAUCCGGCGAUGAGAGCGGCGAGGAGGUUGUCGAGUACGAAGAAGAUGCGAUUGUUGCAAAUCCCACGAAGGGCACUAUCGCAGGCACAGAAUACGGCCAAGUCGGACAAGACACAGAAAGCAGUGUAUUCGAGGGAUCGCAACAGUACGAUUACCAGGGCCGAACAUAUAUGCAUGUGCCGCAGGACCUGGACAUCGAUUUGGUUGGCGAUUUCGAGAAUCUCAACUUGAAAUGCUUUCACCCUAAGAAACUGAUACACACCUACAAGAGCCACGGAAAGAACGCUCACGAGAAAGCCUUGACUGGCCUCAAGUUCUUCCCGUCGUCUGGCCACCUCCUCUUAUCGUCCGCAGCCGAUGGCAAGGUCAGGCUUUGGGAUGUCUAUCAUGACCGCGAGCUGCUCCGGUCCUACACUGGGCACACCAAGUCUGUGGUGGACGUGGACUUCACUCCAGAUGGCACCAAAUUCGUCUCCGCUUCGUACGAUCGUCAAAUGAAGGUAUGGGACACUGAAACUGGGAAGUGCCUAGGCCGCUACAGCACCGGCUCAACACCUCACGUUGUCCGAUGGCAGCCUGAGGAUCCUUCUGGCCAUGAAUUCUUGGCUGGUAUGCAUGACAACAAGAUCGUGCAGAUGGAUACGCGAUUGCCAGCCGAUGGCGAGAAGAAGAACCCUGUGCAGGAGUACGAUCACCAUCUUGGACCAGUAAAUACCAUCACCUUCACCGACGAGAAUCGGCGAUUUAUUACCACUUCCGACGACAAAUCCCUACGUGCGUGGGAAUACAACAUCCCGGUGCCGAUCAAGUUCAUUGCUGAGCCAUAUAUGUUCCCAAUGGUCAAGUCUGCUACACAUCCCGCCAAGGGCGCAGUGCUGCUGCAGUCCUCUGACAACACGAUCAAGGUAUAUAACACUGGCGAGAAGAUCAGGCAGAAUCGAAAGAAGGACUUCCGAGGCCACAACAACGCCGGUUACGCCAUCGAUAUCGAUGUGUCGCCUGACGGAGGCAUUGUGUCUUCAGGUGACAGUGGAGGGUUCGUAUGCUUCUGGGAUUGGAAGAGCUGUAAAAUGUGGCAUAAGAUUAAAGCUAGCGACUCUGCUGUCAUUGCGACUGCAUGGCACCCAAGAGAGGCUUCGAAGGUGGUUACGGGUGAUCUGAAUGGAGUCAUAAAAUACUGGGACUAGGGCGUUGACCGUCGAGCGGCCCGGCAGUGAUGGAUAUCAUCUGGCCUGUCAAAGACACGGCCUCUCUACCGCAAGUAGACGAAUGUCGAGCGACGGUGAUGCAACCAAUUUCCUGUCCCCGAUCACCUUCACCGCUGCAUCGCUGCAUCCACAUCUAGCCACGUCCUCGUACUCUCGUGCUGCAGAAUAGCCGGCUGUAGAGAGUGACAGGUCCGCUUCGUACAACAGGACUAUGCACUGGACCGAGAGGGCAAAUAAUGUCAUGUCCCGCCCACAAUUUUGGUUGGCCGCUGUCCUCCGACGCCGCCCAGUGACAUGUCACCUUUUCGCAUCGCAUGCAAUACCAUACACGUUGGAGGUGCAGAUUGAUAUCGGUCAGCUUUGGCCAUUGCGUUGAAGCUCAAUCGCGGCAUGAAAUGCGACCUCUAAGACCUCGACUCUGUCCACACGUUUCUCAAUGGGAAUCUUCCAAGCCCUUUUCGGCCCGAGACUCACGCGGAGAGAUCUCGACGUCCUGCAGAAACAACUGGAACGCGAAUUCGAUAGGAGACACGAACAAGGCGGCAGCGAUCGACAUGGUUCUAGGUCGAGUGAUGCAGGGCGGAGACACCAACAGAAGAACGAGACAAGGGUUCGAACAUAUCCAAGGAAAGAUCGAUAUGCUGGCGAGAGUGACAGUUUGUCGGAGGAGGAAGACGUACUGGAUGGCCUUUGUGGUCGAUGCGGCGGACGAGUGCGAUAUCGAGUGAUCUCUCGCGC